Messenger RNA from Diabrotica virgifera virgifera (western corn rootworm), 4114 nucleotides. RefSeq lists its product as uncharacterized. Bases 174 to 2207 code for a protein of 677 amino acids. The record is from RefSeq and is a predicted model, not a curated record. NCBI's taxonomy places the organism in Eukaryota, Metazoa, Arthropoda, Insecta, Coleoptera, Chrysomelidae. The transcript has 3 exons.
AAGACAGUGAUAUUGGAAAAAAGCAACAAAACUUCAAGUGCAGUUUGUGUAACUACGAAAAUUCUAUAAAAUCCAAUUUAAUUCUUCAUUUCGAAGAAUAUCAUGCCAUUAAAAUAGAGCAACAAGAUCUUCACUUUUCUAGUGAACUAGAAUUUCAAAAAUGGAAAACUGACAUGGAAAAAAAAGAAUUUUCUUCAUAUGUCACAUACAGUCAUCCAUAUACGACUGCAGAGGGCAUUAAGAAACAGAGUUAUAUUUGCCAUCGUUCAGGUUUUUAUGUGAAAAAAGGUAAGGAUAUGCGAUAUUUAAAAACCAAAGGAAGCAGAAAAAUUAAUGGAAUAUGUCCUUCUCGAUUGAAAGUUUGUAUUUUACCAGAAAAUGGCAAUGUUAAAAUUAAUUUUAUACAAACUCACAUUGGUCAUGACAAUGACUUGGGUCAUUUGAAUAUUACUAAAAAUGAAAAAAUAGAAAUAGCUAGUAAAAUUGCUUCGAAAAUUCCUCUUGUUUCCAUAUUAGAUGAGAUUAGAGAUUCUGUAACUAAUAAUAAGUUGGAAAGGAUGCAUAUCUUAACAAGAAAAGAUCUUCAUAAUAUAUCACAAACUUUUAAUUUAAAUUCUGAUGGAAUUCGCCAUAAAAAUGAAGUUAUAAGUAUUGAAUCCUGGAUUGAAGAAGCCAAGAAUAGUGGAAUAAUUUUAUAUUACAAGCCACAAGGGGCUUUAUGUAAUGAUUUUCCUUGUUUAAAAAAUGAAGAUUUUCUGUUAAUUGUUAUGCAUCCUGGUCAACUGGAAGUGUUAGACAAAUACUCAGAAGAUGUAAUUUGUAUCGACGGAACACAUGGACUUAAUGCUCAUGAUUUUGAACUUACUACAUUGUUAAUAUUGGAUGAUAUGAGGGAGGGAUUUCCUUGUUGUUUUAUGAUUGGAAAUCGGUCUGAUGAGGAAAUAAUGACUAUUUUUUUCAUGAAGAUAAAAGAAAAUUUAGGAAGAGUAAUCAAACCCAUGGUUUUCAUGUCAGACAUGGCCCAAUAUUACUAUAAUGCAUGGCUCCAAAUUAUGACUCCAGCUAAAUUCAGGCUAUUCUGUUCCUGGCACGUAGAUAAAGCGUGGCGGAAAAAUCUAAAUAAAAUUGAUGGUCAAGAGCAAAAGGUUAUCGUAUACAAACAGCUACGUACCUUAUUACAAGAGACCGAUGUUACUUCAUUUAGAGAUAUGAUACAAAAUUUUCAAAUUUCUCUUCUAUCUUCUGGUAAUACCCAAGAAUUUGGUCAAUAUUUUCAAAAAUGUUAUCUGCACAAUAUGGAAUCCUGGGCGUACUGUUAUCGCUUGCAUGCAGGAAUAAAUACAAAUAUGAGCAUAGAACGAAUGCAUCAAACGAUUAAAUAUUUGUAUUUAAAUGGAAGACAAGUACGAAGGCUGGAUAAAACUAUCAAUAUCUUGAUUAAAUUAAUUAAAGACAAAUUGUUUGAACGGCUUAUUACGUUGAAUAAAGGUAAAAUAUCCAGCAAAUUACGAGAGUUACGGAAAAGGCACAAAACAAGUCUUAAUUUAGAUAUGGACACCAUUGUCAUGUCUGAAAUGGGCUGGGAGAUACCAUCAAGUUCAACCAAUGAUAUCUAUUUAGUUCAGAAAAACAAACCCAGUUGUGACUGCCGAUUAGUCUGUGAUUUGUGUCAAUCCUGUCUACAUUCAUAUUCCUGUACAUGCUUGGAUAACAGUAUAAGAUGGAAUAUGUGCAAACACAUACAUCUUGUGUGUCAAUUUAUGAAAGGCCAUCAAAUUCAAGAUACUAAUGCAGAUGAAGAACAUAUAAUAAAUACAGAUGAGGUAAAACUUAAACAAGCUACAGAGCAAGCUAAAUUUGUGGAAUUUGUGAGUAAGUCUUGUAAUAUCAAUCAAGAAAAAACGUCCAAACAACUGGAAGUUGAAAAACAGAAAUUGAUAGAAAUACAAACCCAAAUAAUUCAAAAUAUAACAACUUUUGAACUUGAGGCAUUUAAAAGUAUUACAGCACCCUUGGUGCCUACAUUAAGGACAUUAGCAGAACAUUCUGGAAAUGAAUUUAAUAUUGUGGCACUAUCUCAUGGAACACAAAACAUUCCACACAAUAAAAAAGUAGUUGCUCAAAAACGUUUAUUUUCCACCAAGAAAAAAACUACAAAGUCAAAAAAAAGCUGUUAUCAAAACCUGAUGCUGAAGAAACAAAUUUGAUAGCAAAUCAAUUAAUGCUACAAGUAAAUAAUGUGCUCUUUAAUUAGAAUAAAAUCUUUAUUUGUAUACAUUAUUAAUUUGUUUGAUUUUCUCACCUAUUCUAAUUCAAUUUUUUUUAAUCCAUAUUGAAAAUAUUGUAGGCAUUAAUACUUUAAAAACAUUUACUAAGUACCUACUCUGAAAGCAAUUUAUGAUAUUAUGUCUCUUGUAACAUUAAUUCGUAAUUUCAUCAGCACCAAUAAUAUUUAUUAAUACAUAAUAUAAUAAUUUCAAAUUCACAAUAAAAAUAAAACAUAACCUUAUAAAUAAUAUUAAUUAGGGAAUCCAACGAUCUGUCAAACUAUUCCAAUAUGUCUGGCGAUUGGCAUGCAAUACAUUGAAGGCAUAUGAUAGUAUAGUGUUAUUUUAGUAUUUUAAAGUAAUUUUCGUAUUUUAUGUCCAUGUAAGUAUUGUUAAAUACUUCUGUGACAUAGUAACAAAUAUUGCUUACGUCAAUAAACUUUAAUAAGUAGUUAAAAAGUUUUAACUAAGUAAUUUGGAAGAUUGAAGAAAGCUAGGUUAACAAAUUUUAUGUUUUAUAAGUUUAAUAAAAAAUAAUAUUGAGCAUCCCUAAAAUAGAUUUUAGGUAAAAUCAUCGGGGUAAUAUAUAUUUUAUUAUUUUAGGUACUUAGUAAUACCACAUUGUAUCUUAAAUUUGAAAUUUUAAAUUAAAUAAAGUAUCCAAUAAAAUCGCUUGUGUGCAGUGUUGCCAGAGAAAUUUUUGUAAAUGCACCGGAAUGACUGGAAUAGUGACACAAAGUACUAAACCAACACAUUUUGUACAAAAACUUAAAAAAACGUCAUUUAAUAAAAUUUCUUAUGUCACAAAAUUUUAGGUUUUUACUUUAGGAGACUUUAGUAUCAAAAGUUUGGUUGUUAAUUGUAUCAAAUUGGUACAAUUUUAACAAAUCUGGCAACGCUGAAUUGCCUGCCAUACGUCCUGUCAUUAAAAAUCACGUGGUUUGGAUUGCCUAAUUGUUUGCAUUUUUAUUUGACAUUUCAAUCGAAUGACCUUGAGAAAGCCAAGGAGCAAAAAUAUUUUAUAAUUUCUAGACGCGAGUGGGAUAUGCCACUCAAUGCAUCGGGGUGUAAACGUCGAUAUCAAGUACGGUGGUUUAGCUAUCUUUGUCUGUCGUGCGAGUGUGAGUGUAUAUCUACCAAGAGGUGGGAGCAACGGAACGACAGUGACACACAGGCGGCCAGGACUUGGAUUCCGUGCACUGUAGAUAUCUACAUGUCGCUUUCUAUUGGUGUCAAUUUUCGUAAAAAUAUUUGAAUUUUAGCUUUAAUUGAAUUAUUUUCUAGUUUUGCUAGGUUAUACUCUAAUUGAUGCUGAAGUGAGACUUAGUAAAACAAGAAAAUAUUUGAAUUAAAACUAAAAAUUCAAAUAUAUUGACAUUAAUAGAAAGCGAUAUGCGCAGUGUCAAUAUAUUUUAAUUUUUAGUUUUAAUUCAAAUAUUUUCUUGUUUUACUAAGUCUCACUUCAGCAUCAAUUAGAGUAUAACCUAGCAAAACUAGAAAAUAAUUCAAUUAAAGCUAAAAUUCAAAUAUUUUUACGAAAAUUGACACCAAUAGAAAGCGACAUGUAGAUAUCUACAGUGCACGGAAUCCAGGCCCAGGCCCGUUUUUAGGGUCUUUGGCGCUAUGGGCACCAUUUUGACAAGCGCCCCCCCCUCCCAACCACCAAAUAUACGCCAACACAACCCGGCCACUAGCGCCAUAUUUCGAAAUAGAUUUCCGCUUUUUCUUGUACUUUUUUUCUUAUUUGCCAGUUUUGGUUCGGGGGGGAUCUAACCCCUAUUCUCUUUACAAAUAGAGAAUAUUCCAUUAUCCACCACCUAUGGACCCGCCGUGUCCCGGACUGGCAA